Monoraphidium neglectum is the source of this 879-nucleotide messenger RNA. RefSeq lists its product as hypothetical. The coding region runs from base 1 to 879 and encodes 292 amino acids. The transcript has 4 exons. Gene Ontology annotation, biological process: maturation of SSU-rRNA from tricistronic rRNA transcript (SSU-rRNA, 5.8S rRNA, LSU-rRNA). The record is from RefSeq and is a predicted model, not a curated record. Gene Ontology annotation, cellular component: nucleolus; 90S preribosome. Lineage: Eukaryota; Viridiplantae; Chlorophyta; Chlorophyceae; Sphaeropleales; Selenastraceae.
AUGAAGAAGCGCUUUGAUCAAACAGAUGACGACUCGGGCUCGGAACCAGAGCAGCAGCACAACACGAAGGCUGCCGCAGCAGCAGCAGGUCGCGCACACGGCGACGGCGCAGACGGCGCAAGCACUAGCGGCUCCGACUCGGAAGAGCCAGGCACCAGCGACGGCGGCAGCGAUGACGGCGAUGACAGUGAUGCGGAGCGGGCGCUGGAGCAGCAGCUGGCAGACAUCCCAUUGGAGGUGCUCGCCAAAUUGAAACAGGACGGCCUGGGGCCUGUCGGCCAGGCGGCGCGGGCGGCGGCGGCGGCGGCGAAGUCCAAGACGUUCAAGCGAGACACCAAAAACCGGCCGCAGGAGACGACCUCCAAGCGGCCGGUCUCGCGGUUCAGGGAGGUCAUCCAAGUGCCAAAGCAACGCGGCCUCGACCCACGCUUCGAUCCCGGGGUGGUGGGCGCCAGCGGCGACCCCCAGGAACUUGACAGGCAGCGCAAGCGGUACGCAUUCCUGUAUGACGAGGUCAUCCCCCAGGAGAGGGCGGCCCUCAAGCAGCGGCUCAAGAAGGAGAAGCGGGAGAGCAAGCGGCGCGAGAUUCAGGCGGAGGUGACGCGGCUGGAGCAGCGGCUGCGGGACGAGAAGACGCGGCGGAAGCGGGUGGAGCUGGACAAGACGUACAAGGCGGAGCAGAAGGCGGCGGUGGCGGCGGGCAAGCAGCCCUUCUACCUCAAGAAGAGCGACAAGCGCAAACGCGAGCUGGUGGCCAAGUACGAGGAGCUGAAGGCCACGGGGCAGCUGGACAAGUACAUGGAGAAGCGGCGGCGCAAGAACGCCUCCAAGGACCACCGCUACCUGCCUGGGCGGCGCGGCGGCGAUGGCGACGAGUGA